UUAAGACAGACCAGCUUGAAAUGCAACAGUAUGGGGAAUCACAAAUUUAUAAUAAGCAUGUAAUUUAGGAAAAAAUAAAAUAAAAUGUAUUUUAUGUAGGGUUAAUUUUAAAGAAAAUACAAAUUAUUUAUUUGCAUUAUUUGUUUGAAGUGCUAAUUUUGGAAAUUUUAAAUGUAAUGUUUACAUCACAUUUUAUUGAAUUUAAGGAAUUUUAAUGCUAAAAUCUUUGACUAAGUUUGGUUUAUGUAAAAAUCUUUAAACUAAAAAUUUACAGGUAACAUCGAUUUGUUUUACGGAUAACGUAGACGUUUAAUCUAAUCAGUUAAAUAAACUCAGCUAAAAGUUUUCAAGUUAAUUAUAGUACAUGAGAAUUUUACCCAAAUCAAACUUAAUUGAAAAGUUUAAACAUUAAAAAUGAUUUGAGUUUAAAUACUCAACAAUACUAAUAUAUUAACUGUGAUUAAUUAUUUAAUUAAAUUUUAUUACUUAGAAAUAAGUUUGAACCGUUUGUAUGAAAGACACUGCAAACAAGUUUUCUAGUUUUUGUUACAAAGAAAAAUAACCGUUAGAACUGAGAAAACAUGAAGAUAAAUUUAAGAAUAAAAAUAACCUUUACUUUCAUCAUGGACACUCUUUUUUUAGGUAUAAGAACAGCGAGAAACUUUAUACCGAAAGCCCCUUUCUCUAUUUCUUCGUAACUCUUCCGUCUUUCUAAAACGAACGAUACGAACUCAGCCAUGACAUCACGGCGCGCUACACGAUCGAUGGCGUCACUUCAUGGGAACUCAUUGCCGGUUCCUGACGAGCUCGCUAUGGAGAUAUUCUCGAGGCUGCCGUCGAAGGCGAUGGCGAGAUGUCGUUGCGCAUGCAAGCUCUGGUCCUCCAUGCUUCGCCGUCAAGAUUUCACAGAGCUUUUCUUGACCAAAUCUUGUGCUCGCCCUCAGCUCCUUUUCGCCUGCGAAGAUCGCAGCGUCAGUAAGUAUAUCUUCAUCUCGUCGCCUCAGCCUGAAAAUCCGGAAGAGAACUCGUAUGUUGUCGCCUCCAAUAAUCUUGCGUGUUUCCCACGUUCCUAUGAGUUAUUUGGUUGUACGAAUGGCUUCUUGUGUUAUGGAGCUAAGCCGAUCUUGGAGGGGAGGAUAAAUCCAGCGUAUGUCCCGGUGAUAUGUAACCCUAGCACGGGACAGUCUUUGAUCUUACCAACAUUGAAGUCGAGGAUGAGGUUUGGAAUCGAAAGCUAUCUUGGAUAUGAGCCCAUUGCGAAAGAGUUCAAGGCGUUGUCAAUGGAAAGCUCGUAUGUAAGUGGUCACUCUGUGAGGCACCAAGUUCUGACAUUAGGAACCAAGAAACUGACAUGGAGGUUGGUCGAGUGUUGCGUGCCACAUUCUUCUUCUCGUAAGUGGAUAUGCAUCAGAGGUGUUCUUUACUACACAGCGGCAGCAAACAGUUCGUCCGUGAAGUCUAUGGUCGUUUGUUUUGAUUUGAGGACUGAGAAGUUCAGCUUUGUGAAGUUCAUGGAAACCUCUAGUAAAGCAAUGCCUGGUUCAACAACUCUAGUAAACUACGAUGGGAAACUAGGUUUGCUUAUGUCUGGAGAUUCUCAUGCUGUUACUCGAGCAACUACAAGUUUUGAGCUGUGGGUUCUGCUUGACGCUGGAAAACACGAGUGGAGCAAUCAUGUCUACGUAUUACCACCUUCGUGGGAGGAUGUAGUUUCCAGAAACAUGCGCAUUGCUGGAAUGGUUGGUGUAAAUGAAAUCGUCUUGGCCCCCUGGUUCCAAAGAGUGCCUUCUUAUGUCAUCUACUUCAACGUGGAGAGAAAGACGAUCACAAAAGUUGGAAUCCAAGGACCAGAAGCGUUUAUGGGUAAGAUGUUCUACACCUAUCUCAACCAUGUUGAGAAUGUGAAGCUUCUUUAAGUAAGAGAUGAGUAGUUCGAAAAUCCACCUCUUGUGGAAGUUUCAACAAGUGGUUGAUAGAUAAUCUUCUUGUUACAAACUCUUUAAAAAUGUAUAUACUAAUCCAAAAUAGAGAAGUUUAGAAUGUGAUCUUUCAGUGCUGUGAUAGAGAGAGUAAGAGUAAAUGAGCAGAAUGUUACUAGUUUGCCCGGACCCUUGUAGAAGAUAUGAUAAAUCACAAGUUGUACAUUUGACUU
This is a messenger RNA of Brassica napus (rape), 2152 nucleotides long. RefSeq names its product F-box protein DOR-like. Gene Ontology annotation, molecular function: protein binding. Lineage: Eukaryota; Viridiplantae; Streptophyta; Magnoliopsida; Brassicales; Brassicaceae. The transcript has a single exon. Bases 738 to 1916 code for a protein of 392 amino acids. The record is from RefSeq and is a predicted model, not a curated record.